Messenger RNA from Drosophila takahashii, 621 nucleotides. RefSeq names its product peritrophin-1. Lineage: Eukaryota; Metazoa; Arthropoda; Insecta; Diptera; Drosophilidae. Gene Ontology annotation, cellular component: extracellular region. Gene Ontology annotation, molecular function: chitin binding. The record is from RefSeq and is a predicted model, not a curated record.
AUGGAACAAUGCCCACCGUACGACGAUCCCAACCAUGUUGUGAUGUUGCCUUUUCCCAACGACUGUAGCAAGUAUUACACCUGCCAAAGGGGACAGGCCUAUGAGCACAAGUGUCCUGCGAACCUGUACUGGAGCCAGAUGACCUAUCGAUGUGACUACAGAGAGUACUCCAACUGCAAUUCAGACAAUCGACCAAGUCCCGGAGAUGAAGUGAAGUACAGCCCCUUUCCCGGCGACUGCAGUCGGUUCUACGAGACCCGUGUCCUUCGCUGUGAGCAAAACCAUCAGUGGAGUUCUCUCUAUCAGCGCUGCGUAGCCCCACAGUAUGCAGAUUGUCAGGCGGACUAUCCAGGACUUCCCUACGAUCCGAUACCCACUGCUGCCACCCCGCCAUCUGCAACUGCGACUCCACCGACGACGUCUAGUUACCUACCCAUUGAUGUGGCAUCUUUGUGCCAAAACAGUGUUUCCAAUGCCUACAUUCCGUAUCCCGAGGACUGCCACAAGUUCAUCCAUUGCGGACCAACUGCCACGGUUCUCACAUGCCCGGGCAACUUGUAUUGGAAUCCAGGCCAACUUUCCUGCGCUCCAUCCAAUCCUGGUUGCACCCAGUAUGCUUAA